AACUGGGUGGAAAUUGGGACUGGAGCGGGGCGAAGUGUGGUUAAAAUGGGCUGGGAGGGGAUAACAUUUGACUAAAGUUGCCCAAAAUGGGCAGGAAUGGGGUAAAAUGGGGUGGGAGUGGGUUUAAAAUGGGUUUGGAAUGGGGUGAAUUGGGAUGAAGCUGGGGUGGAAUGGGGCAAAAUGGGGUGAGAAGGGCGGAACUGGAAUAAAACUGGAGUGAAAUGGGGUGGGGUGGAAUGGUCGGAGUGGGUGUUCCGCGGGCUCAGGCGGUGCUGGAAGGGUUAAACCGGGGCUGCCGAGCGCCCCGAGCUGAGCCGGGGGUGCCCCCCCUGUGCCCCCAGCGCUCCCCAGCCCCCAGCGCCACGGCCGCCCCCAAGCCCGGCACCCCGCAGGAGGUGCAGCAGCUGCCCCCGGUGCAGCACGUGUUCCCCACCCCCGUGUCCUACGUGGAGGGGGGGGAUGGCUCGUACCCCCCCGGUGCCAUCCGCUCGGGCUCGUUCCCGUUCGCCGAGACGCCGCUGUUCGGGCAGAACUCGGGGGGCUACUUCGAGGGGGCCGGGGGGGCCGCGGUGCAGCCCAGCCCCCCCCCGCCGCCCCCCCCGGCCAGCUCGCAGGCCCCCCCCGCCAGCACC
Messenger RNA from Catharus ustulatus (Swainson's thrush), 632 nucleotides. RefSeq names its product MHC class II regulatory factor RFX1-like. Gene Ontology annotation, cellular component: nucleus. The transcript has 3 exons. Gene Ontology annotation, molecular function: DNA binding. Lineage: Eukaryota; Metazoa; Chordata; Aves; Passeriformes; Turdidae. The record is from RefSeq and is a predicted model, not a curated record. Gene Ontology annotation, biological process: regulation of DNA-templated transcription. The annotation marks the transcript as partial.